Molecule: messenger RNA, 1313 nt
Organism: Pleuronectes platessa (European plaice)
Lineage: Eukaryota; Metazoa; Chordata; Actinopteri; Pleuronectiformes; Pleuronectidae
Product: dematin
Exons: 15
Coding region: 246-1313 (355 amino acids)
Biological process (GO): lamellipodium assembly; actin filament bundle assembly; cytoskeleton organization
Cellular component (GO): actin cytoskeleton; plasma membrane
Molecular function (GO): actin filament binding
Source: RefSeq, a predicted model, not a curated record
GGCAGUUAAAAGCUCUCAGAGAUAAGACGACGGGACACAGAGCUCUCACUCUGCUGCCGCUCACAUCUCCGUCCUCAGAGACUGAAACAGGCCAAAGUAACUAAGUACAUUUACUCACGGACAGUAAUGAGCUACUUUUCUUGAUCCGAGUAUUUCCUGCGUCUUCAUAUUUCCGCUCCAUCACAGUUCAGAGAUCUCUGUCUCCAGCUGGUUGAAGCUGAGCAGGAGCAGGUUCCUCUCCAGACAUGCAGAAGGUGGAGGGACGGGGCCCCCUGGUCAACCUGCCCUCCUCCCGGGGCCCGAGCACCCCGGGGUCUCCGGCCACCGGCAUCAUGACCCGGGUCAACGACCAGGUGGUGGGCUACAGGGACCUGGCGGCUCUGCCCAGGGACAAGACCAUCCUGCAGGUGGAGAGACCCGACCUCAUGACCUACGAGCCGCACCUGAGCUUCUCACCACUGGACCUGCCGCGCAGAGAGCGCUCCCUCUCCCCCCCCCCCACGUCUCCGACCAUGUCUCCUGAGGUGAAGGCUCGCAGAGCAGAGAGUGACAGCGGGUCUCCUGGAGGAUCCUCGUUGCAGCUCAACACCGGACGGAAGAUCAGCGCCAGUCUGCAGCAUUUCCACAGACCAGAUAAUGGAACCAAUAUCUACAGGAAACCUCCGAUCUACAAACAGGAUGCUGCCAAACCUCUGGAGGGCAGCGGCGUGAUUCGCUCGGCCAUGUUUCCAGCGGCUCAGCCUCCAGAUCCCAACCAGCCGUCCAAGAUAGAGACAGAGUUCUGGCCCUGCCCGCCAUCACUGGCCGCCAUGGAGAUCGAGAGGAGGAAGAAGAAGCAGCCGGAGGAGGAAGAUGAGUUUGUGGAUCUGACAGAAGAAGCCAGGACGCUGCAGGAGCAGGAGCUGGAGAAGAUCAAGUCCAACCUGGGGCGUCUGAUCCUGAAGGAGGAGAAGGAAAAGGGCCUUAGUUUCCGGAGGAAGACUCAGUCGCUUCCUGACAGAACACACAUGCACACCAGUUUGUCAGUGACUGCAUCGAGGUCUCCGUCCCACUCAGGAGCCGGUUUGACCAGAAUGCAGUCGGCAGAGUUUUCCACAGACGGAGACCAAGCAGCUUCAGCUGCUCAGAAUGGAGACGCUCGCAGAGAGAGGAUGGACAGAGGGAACUCUCUGCCCAGUAUCCUGGAGCAGAAGAUCUAUCCCUAUGAAGCUCUGAUAGUGACCCACAGAGGGCGCUCUAAGCUGCCGCCAGGAGUCGACCGCACUCGACUGGAGGUGAGAAUCAGAGUCAGUGACGUGUUCCUAAUAAACUGA